Messenger RNA from Ananas comosus (pineapple), 1218 nucleotides. Its product is annotated as protein transport protein SFT2-like. The transcript has 4 exons. The coding region runs from base 136 to 819 and encodes 227 amino acids. Lineage: Eukaryota; Viridiplantae; Streptophyta; Magnoliopsida; Poales; Bromeliaceae. Gene Ontology annotation, cellular component: membrane. Gene Ontology annotation, biological process: vesicle-mediated transport. The record is from RefSeq and is a predicted model, not a curated record.
UACUCUUCCCCGCCCCCAACACACCCCCACCCCCCAACUCUCUCCGUCGCCAUUAAUGGCGGAGGCGAUGCUUCUUCGAACCCUCUGAGCGCUCUCUCUCUCCCCACCUUCCCUGCCCCCACCUCCCCCACGGCGAUGAAGAAGACGGCGCAGGCGUGGUUCACGGGGGGCCCGACAAGCGGCGGCGACGGCGGCAGCGCCUCCUCCGCCUCCGUCCUCGCAGAGUGGAACUCGUACGCCGCUGCGAGAUCUGCUGAGGAGGAGGGAGGCGUCGGAUUCGACAUCGAGGCCGCGGUGAGAACCGCCAAUGACAAGUUCGCCGGAACCCUAAACGUGUUUUCAAAGGGUGUAACAGAGUUACCAGGGAGAUUUCAAUCUGCUACUAGCAGUGUUCCAUCGGGGAAAUUGCUCAUGUAUUUUGGUCUUCUCCUUGCCAGUGGGAUCUUCCUGGUUUUCAUUGCAUUCACUAUGUUCCUGCCAGUUAUGGUGCUGAUGCCCCAGAAAUUUGCCAUUUGUUUCACGCUUGGCUCUGCCUUUAUUGUUGGAUCGUUUUUCGCACUUAAAGGUGCCAAGUAUCAGCUGGCUCACAUGGCUUCUAAAGAGAGACUUCCUUUUACCCUGGGAUUUGUUGGAAGCAUGAUUGGCACCAUAUAUGUGUCUGUGGUGCGUCACAGUUACAUUCUCUUUGUCUUCUUCUCCGUUCUUCAGGUUGUCGCACUCGCAUAUUAUGCUAUCUCGUACUUCCCUGGAGGAUCUGCUGGAUUGAAGUUCAUUUCUUCAACUUUCACAUCCUCAGUACUGAAGUGCUUCGGCCGAUGAUGCAGCUGACAACUACGUUUUUGAUUCUAUUUUACUUCUCGCACCCUUCUUCUUCUUCUUCUUCCCGAACAUGCUAACAUGGCCCUUUGAUGUUAAUAGUCAUAAUUGGUUCCUUGUUUUGGGAGGUUUUUACACAUUUAUGAGGUGAUUCUAGCAACAUGAACUUGUGAUAAUUUGAAUGGUACAGAGAAUGAGGAUAUGAGCAUGCUAAAGAUGCGUAUACAUACAAACAAAACGAAAAAAAAUCAAGAGGAAAAAGAAAAAAAGGAGGUUCGCACUUUUGGUGGAGGUUAGUCCUUUCGAUUUUACUAUCCAACUUUUUUAAUGCAUUUUAUUAGAUGGAUUUAAUAGUUAUUAAGUAAUAGAAUUCGGGCCUAUUGUUUGCUUUGCCAGGAUUAA